This is a messenger RNA of Brassicogethes aeneus, 2063 nucleotides long. The record is from the annotation of a GenBank genome assembly. Lineage: Eukaryota; Metazoa; Arthropoda; Insecta; Coleoptera; Nitidulidae.
GGGGCAGCACUAAAAGUAAACAAACAGUUUUAAAAAUCAAGUCAUUCGCUCACAGCGUCAUAAAAACUUGCAGAACAUAAAAACUCGUCUUAAGCUUUAAAAACCCUUUAAAAUGGAAAAUCUACAAAGUGAACAGCAAAAUUCGUUAAUAAAGCAGGUUUUAUUACGCGAAACAAAUCGAGAACAAUUCCUGCAACGCAAUGAAGAAAUGUUAAAAGAUGCAUCUCAAAAUCCCUUGACUCAAAGUACGGAAAUGAACGAGUCAUUUGUGCAAAUUAGACCAAAAACAAGGAAAAUAGCCAGCGCACAUUCCCUGGUAGUUAAACAGGCUCUAAAAAUGUCAUAUAAUAAGGCGGUAGAAAAUGUACGACUUCAAGAAAUUGAAGGUGAAAAUAAGGUAAACUUAAAACAAAUCCAGAAAAUUAGUACUGGAUUAAACAAAACUAAAUAUGAAAAUAUGGAUUUGGAAAAACAACUUCAAAAUGAUAGGGAGGAUAUCAAAACUUUUCCGUCCAGAACUGUACAUACCAAUGAAAUGAUUUCCCACCUAAAAGAUUAUAUCAAUUCAUGUGAGGAAAAUAUUAGAACUGUGCAUUUUAAGGUGCAAUAUGAAAAAUACUUCAGCGUAUAUGAACAAUUAAAAAUUUCAUUUGAUAAAAAUGAAGAAAACAAAAAAACAUUUGAAGAACAAAUAAGCAAAUUAAAAAAUAAAUUGAUAGAACAAGAAUGUCAUAAAUCCAUGGAAAUUGCACACUUAAAGGAUAAAGUUUUAAACUUAAAAAGUACUAAUACUGAAAAACAAGUGAAAAUAAAUGAACUUCAAAAGUUGCUUGAAGAUGAAUUGGAUAACUUUAAAAAACUUGAUGAAAAUAAAGCUGAUUUAAUUGAAAAACGUUACGAAUUAUUAAAUUCCAAUAGACGCGAAAAUUAUAAUAAACUGUUAGGUCAAUAUUUUCAAAUGAAAUGUGAAAAGUUUGCCUUAAAAGAAAAAAUGGACAACGAAAUUAAUUCAGUCAAAAAUAGAAUUAAAGGUUUGGAAAUAAAAUUUGAUUCAUUGACUGAAUAUAUCCGUAUGUUCAAUAAAAAUAUUGAAAUUCGUGAAAAUAAAUUAUCUGAAGUUGUUAAAGAAUCGGAUAAUUUGGAAGGUGGAGUGAAAACCGCAAAACAAAUUUUGGAAAAUAAAACAAUUGCGUUUGAGGAUAAUAAAUUGGAUUUGGAUGAAGAAUUGCAAGAAAUUGGAAUGAAGUUGAAAGAAAAGAAAAACGAUUUGAUCAAAAUUAAAAAUCAAAGAAAAGAACAUGAAAAAGAUUUGGAAGUUUUGAAUAAGGAAUAUUUGGAGGAUAUUCAAGAAUUGAACGAUUUGAAAUCAGUUUUGAUUGAACUUAAAGAAUCAGAAAUAGAACCGGAGAAAAAUUUGACUCUUUUAGAUAUGAAGUCAAAAACUUUGACUAAAAAAUUAGUGGAAAUAGACGCCAAAUGUAAGGAAGAGGAAGAAUUUAUCCAUUACAAAUCCGAACAAAUUUCUUUGGUAAAUGAACAAUUCACGAAAGAAAUUGUAAAAUUGACGAAAAAAUUAAGUGACCAUGAUGUUACUUACAAAGCCAACAUGGAUGAAUUAAGAAAAGACCACGAAUACUUAUUGGCUUCUUUGACUUAUCUGGAAGAAAAGAAAAAGUCUUUGAAAGAAAAGUUGAAGCAAAUUUCGGAGGAAAAGUCUCAAAUGAGCAACGAGCUAUUUAAGAGUGAGGGAGCCAUAGAAACAAAAAGGAAACGUUUACAAGGUUAUAACACUUACUUGAACAAAAUGAGCGGGGUUUUUGCGAAACCAGACGCAAGUUUGGGCGUUACGGGGAUUUUGAAAAGUCCUCUAAAGUUGUCGGGACCUUCCCCCAAAAAGGUCAAAUUUUACGGCCUUACUUCUUCACAAGGGUCCAGUCAAGACGCUAAUGCUGUUCAGAAUAAAUCAGUCUCUGAUGAUUGGUUCUUUUAAAUGAGUUUCAAAAAACAAAAAAUAAUGAUUUAGUUAUUUGUGUUUAAAUAUAUUUAAUUAUAGUUAUGUUAUU